UAUUUCUGAUGAUUCCUCGAUAUUCUUUUUGGUAUUAUUUGUUUUAAUAAGUUUAGAAUUUAAAAUGCACUUAUUAUUUACUUCUACUCUUCUAAGAAAAUGGAAUUCAUAGUUUUUUUUGUAACUCAAUCAAAAAUAUUUUUAUAAUAUUUCACUACUUAAAGUAUUUCAUUAUUUUGGUACCUUGAAAUUACUUUUUUAAAUAAUAGAGUUUUCUUUGAUAGUCUUUAAUAGGGUGCCUGAAAUCUUCGGAAAAUACACAAAAUUAGCCUAUAUCAGUUGGAGUACAAGCAUAAAAAUGAGCUUUUCAAGCCAAAGAAGUCUAAUGGACAAAUUCAAUUUAAACAUAGAUCUACUGGAUUAUAAAUAUAUUGAAAGCUGCGUUGAUGUGAAACGGUUGGAGAAAAUUUUGAAAGUACUCAGAAGUGGAGAAGAAGGGCUAUUUCCUCAUUUAAUAUCCUUUUGCGAACAGAAACUCAGUGAAAAAGAUCCAGAAAAUGCAUUAUUGAAAAAAGAAAAUAUGAUAAAGCGAUAUGCCGAUCUUCCUGUAACAGAGAGAAUGCAAAUUCAACAAGAGAUAAAGGAAUGGUCAAGUCCAGCAAGCUAUGUAGAGGAAAAGUGCGAGAGAGAGUUAAUCCAAGUUGAAAAUGAUUUACCACCUAUUAGAGAGCAAUGGAAACUUACAAAAGAGUCAAAUGAGAAUCGUGAAAAAAGCAAUGGAGAAAAGGGGAAAAUCUCAAAGCCUCGGGAUUAUAAAGAUUGGGAUAGAUUUAACGUUGAUGAAGAACUGCAAAAAAUUGAUAAUGAAAAAACGCAGUCAGAGAAAACAAGGACGUCCUUAAACGCUAUAACUGAAUUAUGCGAUAAAAUAUCCGUAAAUGGUUUGUCUGUCUCAGAAUGUGAACACAUAAGUAAUUUAGAAAAUACGAAAGGAAAUGAAGCUUUUAAGGCUAAAGAAUAUGAAGAAGCUGUCACAUAUUAUUCUCGUAGCUUAUCUGUUCAUAAAACAACAAAGACAUUGAAUAACAGAGCACAAGCAUAUAUCAAGUUGAAAAAUUAUAAAGCAGCUGUAAAAGAUUGCAUUGAAGUAUUGAACCUGGAACCGGAUAAUAUAAAAGCUAUUUAUAGGAGAGGUUUAGCUCACAAAGAGGCUGGUCUAUAUGAUUUAGCGGCUAUUGAUUUCUAUUUGGUACUGGGAAUAGACCCAGAUUGUCAAGCUGCACAAAAUCAGUUGCAACAAAUGGAGAACGAAAAGGGCAAUAAAAAUACAGAAGCAAAGAUCCUAAUUGAAGAAUUGGACUCGAGUGAUAAUGAAAUAGGCACAGCACUUGAUGAAAAGAAAUCAUUUAAUGAAGACGAAACAGCCACCAAAAUAACUAUCGAAGAAAUUGAAUCGAGUGAAAAUAGAAAACAUAUCAUGCUAGAUGAUCUUUGCCAUUUCAACGAAGAACAAAACGAGGAUCGGCCACUUCCUCAGAAAGUAAAGAACAUGUUUUUGAUAACUCAAAAUAAGGAAUCGACUCCAAAAGAAUUACCGCAAACCCCUGACAAACGAACGAAAUACUGCAGUAAUUUGCAAGUAAUUAAAUCCUGCAAUGCUGAAGAAUUUACAGGAGACAAAACUAAAACUAAUGUUCUAAAUUCAAUUGAAGAAACAACUGAUAAAAUUAAAUCUUUUGAUCUAAAAGUUCUUGAUGACAGUGUUCAGGAUUUUAAAAAGGGAAGUUGCGAGGAAGCUACUGAAAAUUCGAACAGUAGUAACGCCGUUAGAAGUUUUAAAGACAAUAUACUGCUGCAUACGAAUGAGAAUAAAACAGUUAAAUCAACUGAAAUAAGUAAUGAAGUUGGUAACUUUGAUAAGAGAAAUGUUCCUGGUCCGACAGAGAAAAGUAAAGAACAAAACGUGGAAACCAAAGUGACUCCAUUUGAAUUCAUCAAUAUGUGGUCUCAAGAAAAUGCCUAUAAAGACAAUGAAGCUGGAGCUGAUAUCUUACUUAGAAUUAAGCCCGAAGAACUUCCCAAGUUCCUAACAUACAAAUUAGACAGCCAACUAUUAAUCAGUUUACUCAAAGCAAUAGGAAAAUUAGAUAUUAAAGAUGAAUACUCUCUGAGUGUCAAGUAUCUGAAUAACCUCAUCAAAACUCCUAGAAUAGGCACAAUUGCCCUGCUUCUAACAAAGAGCGAAAAAGAGUAUAUUCACAAUUUAUUUUCAAUCAUGGAGGAAAAGGAUAAAGGAAGCAUAUUACAAGCAAGAAACAUUUUGAAUUAAUGUUACGUUAUUAAUGUUACGUUAAUUAAAUGUGACGAAGCUAUGUUCACAGAAUGCAGACUAAAUGGAUAAUAUAUUGUUUACAUGCAAUGACAUCAUAAUAUUUUGUCCAGUAAAAUUUCAAAAGAAAUUACAACUGUAAUUUUGUAAUUCUGAAAAAGUUAUUAGAAAAAUAAAA
Molecule: messenger RNA, 2447 nt
Organism: Parasteatoda tepidariorum (common house spider)
Lineage: Eukaryota; Metazoa; Arthropoda; Arachnida; Araneae; Theridiidae
Source: RefSeq, a predicted model, not a curated record